Pyrenophora tritici-repentis Pt-1C-BFP is the source of this 1033-nucleotide messenger RNA. RefSeq names its product F-box domain-containing protein. Gene Ontology annotation, molecular function: protein binding. NCBI's taxonomy places the organism in Eukaryota, Fungi, Ascomycota, Dothideomycetes, Pleosporales, Pleosporaceae. The record is from RefSeq and is a predicted model, not a curated record.
AUGCCACGUCACGUUGUAAGUGACGACGAUGAGCCACUCGAGGACAAGACGGCAGCUUUGCCGCUCAGGAACAAGAAGACGGAGCGCAUGAAGCGCAAGAAUGUGACAAGACAGCAGAAACGCGAUGCCAUUGUCAACAUAACAAAGUUACCCACGGAGCUCAUCCUCGAAAGCCUCAAAUAUCUCCGCCCUCGCGAUGUCCACAACUUCAGCUUCGUCAAUCGCCGCUUCUACAGCCUUGUCGAGGCACAUGCCAAUGUCAUUGGCGAUGCCAUCAUUGCAGGUCGCUACAGUCUCCUCUUCAAAUGCCUUCCGACACCCAAGCUGCUCGCGGAUGUGGAUCCCACAGUACAGGCCCUGUUGGUAGAUCCAGCUCGCCAGAAACAACUCAGUAUCCACAAUCGCCCAUACCAACACAUCCAGUCGCCCGACCCACACCAACUAUGCACCUGUCUAACGUGUAUAUUAACUUGGAAUAAUUUGGGUCUUGUGCUUGACUUUGCGCAUUGGCAGCAGCACCUUGAUAGCGGCACACCGAUACCUAUAAUCCCGCGAGGGGAGGCACCAGAAUGGAAUAAAGAGCUUGUAGCACGGAACGCUCGUAUAGCACGCAAAGCCAUCGAGAACUCUUUAUGGCACGCCUCUAUCCUGGACCUACAUCUCGAAAGUACCGUACGGUCUAUACGAAGACACUCGAAGAACAGGGGUAAUAAGCGUGUGCAUGUUGAGAUGACCGAGGCUGAGGUCGCCACUGAGACCGAUGCAUUUCUGUCUAAACAUGGGCCGCCGAGCUUAGAGUUUCCUUACCAGCGCGAUGAAUACUACAUGCUUGAAGCGUAUCUUCCAAACCGUUGGUGGAGGAAGACUGAAAAAUACUGGUUCUAUACGAUAGCGGGUCAACACGAGCGUGAUCUAGAUCUUAUUCAAAGAUUUGCUAAAAGGUAAUACCGCCUCGUUCCCUGCCGUACAUCUUCAUCUAGGCUUCUGCCUUGGUGUACAGUAUAGAUGAAUAAGGAAUCGUUUGGACGAUACA